Messenger RNA from Zingiber officinale, 1590 nucleotides. Its product is annotated as nudix hydrolase 2-like. The record is from RefSeq and is a predicted model, not a curated record. Bases 158 to 1204 code for a protein of 348 amino acids. The transcript is spliced from 11 exons. Gene Ontology annotation, molecular function: NADH pyrophosphatase activity; ADP-ribose diphosphatase activity; NAD binding. NCBI's taxonomy places the organism in Eukaryota, Viridiplantae, Streptophyta, Magnoliopsida, Zingiberales, Zingiberaceae.
GGCCUCAGGGCAAGUUCGUUUGGAUUCUUAGAACAUAGCUCCGGUGCUAUGUUAUGUCCUAAUAGGGAAGCUUCGUAAUUUUCCACGUCGCCUAACCUUGGCCGCGUUUCUCUCCGCUGCCGUGGAGCUCCCGCUCUCUUGCAGACCGGCUCCAGCGAUGCAAAGAUGUCGCCUUCCGAUGCUCCAAUUCGAUGCGGUUGGUCUCUACUCCUCAAUUACCCGAUGCUUGUUCCGCUUUUCCUCGCCGGCUUCUCGCAGAACGCCCAGUUCCCUGCGGCAGCCCCUUUCUUCUCGGAUUAGCUCCGCCAAAGAUCUCACUGGUAGAACUGGAAGCCAACCUGUCACAUGGUCUUUAUUCAGUAAAAAAAAUCAAUCUUUUAUGACUUCAGCAUUUGCUACCCAAGGAGAACAAGUUGAAGUACUACAUGCUACCAAUGAUGAUCAUGGAGGUGUUGUUGUUGAGGUGAAAGAUCAAAUGGACUCGAGAACUUACGUAUCUUUGUUAAGAGCAUCCUUGGAAAUUUGGAGGCAACAGGAAAAGAGAGGUGUGUGGAUCAAAUUGCCAAUUGAACUUGCAAGUCUUGUUCAACCCACUGUUGAGGAGGGAUUUCGAUAUCACCAUGCUGAGCCAAAUUAUUUAAUGCUUGUAUAUUGGAUACCUGCAACUCAAAAUACAUUACCAGUGAAUGCUACACAUCGUGUGGGUGUUGGUGCUUUUGUCAUGAAUGACAAAAGAGAAGUUCUUGCAGUCCAGGAAAAGAGUGGCAAGUUCCGUGGAUCAGGUGUAUGGAAGUUUCCUACAGGAGUAGUAGAUCCAGGUGAAGAUAUAUUUGCUGGGGCAGUAAGGGAAGUCAAAGAAGAGACAGGAAUUGACACUGAGUUCAUUGAAGUACUUGCAUUCAGGCAAUGCCACAAAUCUUUCUUUGACAAGUCGGAUUUAUUCUUCAUCUGCAUGUUGCACCCCAUUUCAUCAGAUAUCAAGAAGCAAGAUUCAGAGGUUGAGGCUGCUGAGUGGAUACCAAUUGAACAGUUUGCGGCACAACCUUUCGUGGAGAAGCACGAGCUUUUAAGACAUAUUAUUGAUCUCGGCUUGGCCAAGUUUCAAAAAGGUUACGCUGGUUUUUCACCCAUUUGUAUAAAGUCAGCAUUCACCAGCAGGCAGAGCUCCCUCUAUUUAAAUAAGAGGGACCUGAACCAACCAUGAUGACCUGGCAUCUCGCAAGAUGAUGAGAUUGACGUCUCAGAAUAGAUAUCGUGAUGGCGAAUGGAAUAGGUUUGUCUCAGUCGCUGCAGAACAUGUGCAGAGUGUAAAUUCUACAACAGAUAUGCUGAAAAAACAAACACAACUUAAAAACACCACUCGCUAUGGUGGUUCUUCUCGUCGAUCUUUAGCAACUUUAAGUAACUUCAAAGAGCCUGUCAAAUAGCAACACAUUGGUUAGCUAAGACAAUUACAUAGGGCAGAUGAAUAACUGAAAGUACAGAGAAAAAGGUUCAUCUCAAGUUGAGUCUUUGAGUUUGAAACUGAAUGCGACAAGGUUUGCUGCGGUCAAACCAACAAAAUAUAAGCGGUUUUCAUGGUUCGGUCUA